CCCCCAUCUCCACCACCCAACACCACUCUCCUUAUCUGCAACGGCGCCCCUGAUAUUCUUCCUCGCCACGCCCAUCCGCCAUCCAUGCCCCCAUGACCCUCUAUGACCACACCGGACGUCUAUCGUGAUGCGGAAUACAUCGCUGACGUGUCCGGCAUCAUCCCCUAUGGCGAGACCCAUGCUCCCAGCCACAAUGCCGACCUCACGGCCCGCCUAAAAAAGGUACAAACGGCCGCGAAAGUCGCCUUUAUUGAUCGUCUCCUCCGCGACCUGGAUAUAUUAAUUUAUUGCGAGCUUUCGAUUUUGUAUUAUAUGGACUGCUCAAUAACCCUCCUCUCCCUCCGCGCCAUCAUCCAACUCAUCUUCUUCACCCCCAAAUCCCCCCCCUUCGAACCAACCCGCAACCAACCCUUCAUCACCGCCAUCCUCGGCAGUAAUUUCUUCUGCAUGCUCUUCCACCAUUUCUUCACGCGGCCGGAAGCCGGCGAAGCGACGCGCGGAUACCUCCACGGCGGACUCUUGAUCGAUUUCAUUGGCCAGAAGGCGCCGAUUCCGUUGGCUCGGUUGCUGUUUUUGGAUGUGUUGGUGUUGGGGCUUGAUUUGGUUAUGUUGGGGUUGAUUGUGGAGAGGGUGAGGAUUGUGGAGGAGAGGGGCGGUGCGGGGGCGGGGACGGCGGUGGUGGUGGAGGAGGAGGGGGGGUCGAGUGAAGAUCAGGAUCGGGAUCGGGAUCGGGAUCAUGAUUUGGAGGAGCGGGGGGAGGGGGGGGAUGAGGUUAGGGAAGGGAUUGAGAUGGGGGAUAUGGGUGAUGGAGAGAGGACGGAGUUGUUGGCUGAUCCGGAGGAGGGUGCUGGCAGGGACGCGCAUCCGAUGGAUACGUUUGUGUCGGGCCAGGCGGUCAUCAUGGAUGUGGGCUUGGUGGAUCUGGUUCGCGAUCAGUGGCGGUAUAGUCCUGCGGCGGCGCGACGGUCGACGCCGUAUGUGCCUUCGGAUCAGACGGCGGCGUUUUUGAGAGAGCGGUUUGGGAUUCGGGUUGGGCCGGAUGGCCGGAUGGAGAGGAUUGCGACGACGGAGUCGUAG
Messenger RNA from Aspergillus ibericus CBS 121593, 1077 nucleotides. RefSeq names its product DSC4 family protein. NCBI's taxonomy places the organism in Eukaryota, Fungi, Ascomycota, Eurotiomycetes, Eurotiales, Aspergillaceae. Bases 103 to 1077 code for a protein of 324 amino acids. Gene Ontology annotation, cellular component: Dsc E3 ubiquitin ligase complex. The transcript is spliced from 2 exons. The record is from RefSeq and is a predicted model, not a curated record. Gene Ontology annotation, biological process: SREBP signaling pathway; protein processing.